Messenger RNA from Octopus bimaculoides (California two-spot octopus), 911 nucleotides. RefSeq lists its product as uncharacterized. NCBI's taxonomy places the organism in Eukaryota, Metazoa, Mollusca, Cephalopoda, Octopoda, Octopodidae. Gene Ontology annotation, cellular component: nucleus. Gene Ontology annotation, biological process: regulation of transcription by RNA polymerase II. The record is from RefSeq and is a predicted model, not a curated record. Gene Ontology annotation, molecular function: DNA-binding transcription activator activity, RNA polymerase II-specific; RNA polymerase II cis-regulatory region sequence-specific DNA binding.
UGAGAAUGUUAAAGGAUUGUUUUUUUGUUUUCUGAUUCCUUGGAAAGAUGUCAAAAGAGUUAAGAAAAUUAUCAUAUCACUGUGAUAACUGUGGUAAACUGUUCUCUCAAAAAAGUAACCUAACUUCUCACAAACAUCUUCAUACAGAAGAGAAACCAUAUCACUGUGAUAUCUGUGGUAAAUCAUUCUCUCGAAAUGAUCAAUUAACUAUACACAAACGUAUUCACACUGGAGAAAAACCAUAUCAGUGUGUUAUCUGUGGUAAAUUAUUCUCUAGAAGUAGUGACUUAACUAAACACAAACGUACUCAUACAGGAGAGAAGCCAUAUCACUGUGAUAUCUGUGGUAAGUCAUUCUCUACAAAUAGCGUCUUAACUAAACAUGUACGAAUUCAUACAGGAGAGAAACCAUAUCAUUGUGAUAUUUGUGGAAAAUCAUUCUUUCGAAAUGAUCUCUUAAAUGUACACAAACAUAUUCAUACAGGAGAGAAGCCAUAUCACUGUGAUAUCUGUGAUAAAUCAUUCUCUGGAAGCAGUGUCUUAACUAAACAUAAACGUAUUCAUACAGGAGAGAAACCAUAUCAGUGUGAUAUCUGUGGUACAUCAUUCUCAGAAACUGGUCACUUAACAGUACACAAACGUAUUCAUACAGGUGAGAAGCCAUAUCACUGUGAUACCUGCAGUAAAUCAUUUACCCGAAUUGAUCACCUAACUAAACACAAACGUAUUCACACAGGAGAGAAGCCAUAUCAUUGCAAUAUCUGUGGCAAAUCAUUCUCAGAAACUAGUCAUUUAACUAUCCACAAACGUAUUCAUACAGGAGAAAAGCCAUAUCACUGUGACAUCUGUGGUAAAUCAUUCUCUGGAAGUAGUGACUUAACUAGGCACAAACAUAUUCAUACUGGAGAGAAA